Trematosphaeria pertusa is the source of this 757-nucleotide messenger RNA. RefSeq lists its product as uncharacterized. Bases 172 to 711 code for a protein of 179 amino acids. Gene Ontology annotation, molecular function: catalytic activity. The record is from RefSeq and is a predicted model, not a curated record. Lineage: Eukaryota; Fungi; Ascomycota; Dothideomycetes; Pleosporales; Trematosphaeriaceae. Gene Ontology annotation, biological process: nucleoside metabolic process. The transcript has a single exon.
CCCAGCCAGCCUCUGCCACCCACGUCCGUCCCAAAACAGCGCUCGUAGUCUACACCCGCUGGCACCACCCAAGCGACGUUGACGGCUUUUAAUGUACACAUACGAGCAUGAACCAUCGGUCCCCACGGCGGAAGGAGAGCAAAGAAUAAUAGGCACCAGACCUUCCGCCGGAUGAUACAGUAUGGCAUGGGAAGACGACGCCGGGUGGGUUUGAGCGGACGCGGUCGCUCAGCUCUCCGCCACAGAUUUUGCUCGCUGCGGGACAGAAGCAAGCUCUCUAAGUACGUUACCAAGCUCAGCCGCAUUCCCAAGUUCCAGCGUAACAGGACAGAACCCGAUGUUCUAUUCGAGGCGGCAUUCGACCAAGAGAGAGGGUUGACAUGCGACUUGCGCACUGCCCAGGAGGCUCGGCAGCUGUGCGAGAGCGAAGAGGUGAUGGUACACUACAGGAUGAUUACAUGGAGGAUUAGUUUGCUGCUAAUGAACAGCUUCCCCUGCCUCGUCAUCUGCGACUAUGCCGACUCUCACCAAGAACAGGAGUGGCAGCCGUACGCAGCGGCAUGGCGAAUGCACGCACGGUGGAGGAGGCUGUUUAGAGGCGCCAUACGUGCUGCGGAAGGUAAAAAAGAUCUGGUUGAACGCGUGAGUGUGCCAGUCGAUGGGCUCUCGAUGAGAACACGUGGUGCAUGGACACCAUCCGGCCGCUGGUGAAGCUCGCGAUGAGGCUUGAAGGGGGGACAAGUUCUGGCUCCAAAGC